Ochotona princeps (American pika) is the source of this 1864-nucleotide messenger RNA. Its product is annotated as nucleus accumbens-associated protein 1. Lineage: Eukaryota; Metazoa; Chordata; Mammalia; Lagomorpha; Ochotonidae. The record is from RefSeq and is a predicted model, not a curated record. Bases 188 to 1789 code for a protein of 533 amino acids. Gene Ontology annotation, molecular function: DNA-binding transcription factor activity, RNA polymerase II-specific; RNA polymerase II cis-regulatory region sequence-specific DNA binding; protein binding. The transcript has 6 exons. Gene Ontology annotation, biological process: regulation of transcription by RNA polymerase II.
CGCUCGGCGCUCGGCUGGGCCGGCCUGGCCCACAAUGAAUGGCCGCCGCGGCUGCCGCUGCUGCUGAGGCGGAGGCCGCGGAGGCCGCGGAGGCGGAGGCCGAGGCCCCGGCGCAGGGGGGCGCGCCCCGGGCCCAGGCCGGGCCUCAGCCGCCGCUGCGGAGCGCGGCCAGGGCGCAGCCUUCGCCAUGGCGCAGAUCCUGCAGAUGGAGAUCCCGAACUUCGGCAAUAGUAUCCUCGAGUGCCUCAACGAGCAGCGGCUGCAGGGCCUGUACUGCGACGUGUCGGUGGUGGUCAAGGGGCACGCCUUCAAGGCGCACCGCGCCGUGCUGGCGGCCAGCAGCUCCUACUUCCGGGACCUGUUCAACAGCAGCCGCAGCGCCGUGGUGGAGCUGCCAGCCGCCGUGCAGCCACAAUCCUUCCAGCAGAUCCUGAGCUUCUGCUACACGGGCCGCCUGAGCAUGAACGUGGGCGACCAGUUCCUGCUCAUGUACACGGCCGGCUUCCUGCAGAUCCAGGAGAUCAUGGAGAAGGGCACCGAGUUCUUCCUCAAGGUCAGCUCGCCCAGCUGCGACUCGCAGGGCCUGCACACGGAGGAGGCGCCCUCGUCCGAGCCCCAGAGCCCCGUGGCGCAGACGUCCGGCUGGCCGGCCUGCAGCACGCCGCUGCCCCUCGUGUCCCGGGUCAAGACGGAGCAGCAGGAGUCGGACUCGGUGCAGUGCACGCCGGUGGCCAAGCGCCUGUGGGACGGUGGCCCCAAGGAGCUUGGGGGCGGCGGCAGCAAUGGCAGCGGCAGCCGCAAGAUGGCCAAAUUCUCCGUGCCGGACCUGGCCGCCAACCGGCAGCCGCAGCAGGCGCCCGUGGUGGCGGCGGCCCAGCCGGCCGGGGUGGCCGUGGCCGCGGUGGUGGGAGCUGGGCAGCCGGCCAGCGGGGCAGCGGCAGCCGCGGCCGCCGGGGGCAUGGUGAGCGGGCCCAGCACGUCGGAGAGGACCAGCCCGGGCACCUCCAGCGCCUACACCAGUGACAGCCCCGGUUCCUACCACAACGAGGAGGACGAGGAGGAGGACGGCGGGGAGGAAGGCUCGGACGAGCAGUACCGCCAGAUCUGCAACAUGUACACCAUGUACAGCAUGAUGAACGUGGGUCCCGCAGCCGAGAAGGUGGAGGCCCUGCCCGAGCCCGUGACCCCAGAGUCCCGCAGUCGCAUCCGCGUACGGCAAGACCUGGCGUCGCUUCCGGCCGAGCUCAUCAACCAGAUCGGCAACCGCUGCCACCCCAAGCUCUACGACGAGGGCGACCCCUCGGAGAAGCUGGAGCUGGUGACAGGUACCAACGUGUACAUCACGAGGGCGCAGCUCAUGAACUGCCACGUGAGCGCCGGCACACGGCACAAGGUGCUGCUGCGGCGCCUCCUCGCCUCCUUCUUCGACAGGAACACGUUGGCCAACAGCUGCGGCACGGGUAUCCGUUCCUCCAGCAACGACCCCAGCCGCAAACCACUGGACAGCCGCGUCCUGCACGCCGUCAAGUACUACUGCCAGAACUUCGCCCCCAACUUCAAGGAGAGCGAGAUGAACGCCAUCGCGGCUGACAUGUGCACCAACGCGCGCCGCGUGGUGCGGAAGAGCUGGAUCCCCAAGCUGAAGCUGCUCACGGCCGAGGGCGACGCCUACACUACCUUCAUCAGCGACACGGGCAAGAUCGAGCCCGACGUGAUGGGCGUGGAGCACGGCUUCGAGCCGGCCAGCCACGAGAGCGAGGCGGGGCCCUCGGCCGAGGCCCUCCAGUGACCCGCCGUGGGCCAGGGGGUGGGGGGCCGCCACACUUCUGCCCCCACGCACCCCCGCCCCACCCAGUCCUGUCAC